Messenger RNA from Pseudocercospora fijiensis CIRAD86, 1216 nucleotides. RefSeq lists its product as uncharacterized. The transcript has 6 exons. Gene Ontology annotation, molecular function: structural constituent of chromatin; DNA binding. The coding region runs from base 112 to 786 and encodes 224 amino acids. The record is from RefSeq and is a predicted model, not a curated record. Gene Ontology annotation, cellular component: nucleosome. Gene Ontology annotation, biological process: nucleosome assembly. NCBI's taxonomy places the organism in Eukaryota, Fungi, Ascomycota, Dothideomycetes, Mycosphaerellales, Mycosphaerellaceae.
CGACAUCUUCGCACCACACCACAACAACGCGUCAAUUGCAUUCAUCCAAGCGUAGCAUCAAUCGAUUCUCCAGCUCUUCGACUAUCACAACAAUCGAUCACGAUCAUCACAAUGCCUCCAAAGAAAGCAUCCACCGGCACCAAGACCGCCGCUCCAAAGGCUGCUGCCACCCACAGCUCGUACCUUGACAUGAUCAAGGAGGCUGUUAUCUCGCUGAAAGAGAGGAGCGGUUCUUCGCGCCAGGCAAUCAAGAAAUACGUCCUCGCCAACAACAACCUCACUGGCGUGAGCGACAACGCUUUCACUGUCCAAUUCAACAAGGCGCUCCAGAAGGGCUCUGAUAACGGCACUUUCCUCAGACCAAAGGGUACCUCCGGCCCGGUGAAGCUUGCUGCCACUAAGACCGCCGAUAAGCCAGCCGCAAAGAAGUCAGACAAGCCUGCUGCUGCUAAGAAGGCCCCGGCAGCAAAGAAAUCCGCUGCUACGAAGAAGGCACCUGCUGCAAAGAAGCCUGCUGUUGCAAAGAAGACUACUGCCACCAAAAAGGCACCGGCGGCCAAGAAGACUGCCACCAAGACAAAGGCCAACACAGGCAAGGCACGAAAGACACCUGCUGCUGCCCCAGCUGUUGAGGACAAGGCACCUGUCGUCCUUGGCAAGACCAAGUCUGGUCGUGUCACCAAGUCCAAGGCACCGCAACCCGUGGCUAAGACUACUGCACCAAAGAAGAAGCCCGCCGCCAAGAAGGCAACUCCAAAGAAGAGUGCGACCCCGAAGAAGGCAUAAGCUGCUUUCCUCUUCUCACGGCAUGAUGUAAUUUCUGGCACCAGAGGUGGACGCUGACGCCCGCGUUACUUAUUAUCUGAUGAUCUACUGGAUUGGAUGUCGCCACGUCGGCGAAUGGUAGCGUCAGUGUUGGUGGCGUACGGGCGUCUGAACGACGGUUUAUGGUUGUGUGUGUGGGUGUGUGUGUGAUACCAAAGUGGUUUGCGGCAUAUGGUGUUUUCUGCUGCACUGGGCCCAGGAUUGUGAUUAAUCGGUGUUGACUGGACGGCGUUACGGACUUGAUGACGAGAGAUGUCACUAUGCAGCGCUACAGAAGAGUACAUAGUCUGGCAUGAAUUUCCUCUAACAUGAUCAGUGCUCAUUCGCGAGCUUGAUGGUGUGAUAGUUCAACAAUUGAUGUACUGUAGAUGCAAAUGUGCUGAGAUUUGCU